Macrosiphum euphorbiae (potato aphid) is the source of this 414-nucleotide messenger RNA. Lineage: Eukaryota; Metazoa; Arthropoda; Insecta; Hemiptera; Aphididae. The record is from the annotation of a GenBank genome assembly.
AUGACGUUAGUUAAAUUGAGAAACAAUUUACCACAUUUUGAUUUAGCAGUAAAAUUCAACUGCAGUAAAGCAACUGUAAGUAAUGUUGUCAUUACAUGGAUUAAUGUUUUACAUGCCAUACUUUUUACUAAAUGCAUGAGUAAUAUUCCAACUAGAGAAAAAAACAAAAAAUGUUUACCUGGUGCAUUCAAGUCAUUUACCAACUGCUGUAUAAUAAUAGAUUGCACUGAAGUAUUUACUGCUGUAUCACGUCAGUCGAUGAAUAUACAGAGAGACACAUAUAGUUCAUAUAAGCACAGAAAUACCUGGAAAGCACUAAUAGGAAUUGCCCCGAAUGGUGUUGUUACAUUUGUCAGUUCAUUGUUUCCUGGAUCUACAUCAGACAAGAUGGUAACAUUAAAUAGUGGUCUUUAA